Salarias fasciatus (jewelled blenny) is the source of this 2118-nucleotide messenger RNA. RefSeq names its product platelet endothelial aggregation receptor 1-like. The record is from RefSeq and is a predicted model, not a curated record. The transcript is spliced from 14 exons. The coding region runs from base 1 to 2118 and encodes 705 amino acids. NCBI's taxonomy places the organism in Eukaryota, Metazoa, Chordata, Actinopteri, Blenniiformes, Blenniidae.
AUGGGGGCCGUCGUGCCAAAUCCCACAGACAACACAACUGGAUCUCUCUGUCCACCUGGAAGCUUCUGCCAGCGGGGACUCAGAGCAGGAGAUUGCUGGGCAGGAUUUUAUUGCGACUGGGGCUCAAGCAAAGCAGAUCAGACUCUGUGCCCGGCUGGUUUCUUUUGCCCCGGUGGAACAGCAGCUCCGAUCCCGUGUCCUGCAGGAACAUUCAGCUCUCAAACCGGCAACACAAAUCAAGGCAACUGCACCACCUGCACUCCAGGACACUAUUGUCAAGUUGAAGGUACAUCCCGUCCCGCACUAUGUCCUGCGGGACACUAUUGUCCUGCAGGUGUGAUUUCUGGUUUGGAGUUCCCAUGCCCCCCUGGCACGGUGCAGAGUCAAGUUGGAGCAUCCAGUCCUGACGCCUGCAUGCUCUGCCCUGCUGGAAUGUUCUGCUCUGAGUUUGGUCAGACUCAGCCCAGUGGCCUCUGUGAGGCAGGAUACUUCUGUCCUGCAGGAUCAACCAGUCCAAACUCUACUGAGUAUCAGAGUGAUUCCACUGGGACACUUCUUUGUCCACCCGGUCACUACUGUCCCGCCGCUACUGGAUACCCUCUGCCCUGUCCCGUAGGGUCUCUGUCCGUUUCUCUGGGACUAAAGGCUGUUGAUGAAUGCCCACCUUGCCCCCCUGGACUAUUUUGUGACAAACCUGCAAUCGCUGAUCUCUCACAGGCUUCCCCAUGCGAGGCUGGGUAUGUGUGUUUGGGUGGCAGCUCCAGUCCUACCCCCUCUGAUGGCUCCCGUGGCUACCUCUGCCCUGCUGGCCAUAGCUGUCCUGCUGGCUCAGCAAGCGCUCUGCCCUGCGCGCCUGGCACUUUCAGCCCGGCGCCCGGAGCUGCCCACUGCACAGCAUGCCUCAAAGGGACCAUGUGUUCCCUCUUAGCCACUCAAGAACCCUCCACCUGCCCGGCUGGAUAUUACUGUCCCGCUGGGACCGCCUUGCCUCACCCUUGUCCCUCAGGAACACUCAGUAACCAGACAGGAGCCUCCUCUCUGUCUGUCUGCUCGCCCUGUCCCUCUGGACUGUUCUGCAGCUCUAAUGGAGCCUCAGCACCAGACGGUCCGUGUUUAGAGGGUUUUUUCUGUGAAGGCGGAGCUAUGCAACCAACACCACAAGCCUCAGAUAACUUUCCCAGGAACGGACCGUGUCCUGAGGGCCACUAUUGUCCGACGCGCUGCCUCGCUCCCAUCCCAUGUCCUCUUGGCAGCAUUCGCAACACAACUGGCGGUGUGUCCAUGGAAAGCUGCUCUGCUUGUCCUGCAGGUCAUUACUGCUCCACUGAGGGUCUGGCGAGCCCUACCGGCCCGUGUGCUGCUGGUUUCUACUGCCCUUUUGACUUCUCUUCAACCACUCCGUAUGCUUUCCUUUGUCCAAAGGGCCACUACUGUCCACAAGGAUGUGCCCUGCCUUUGCCAUGUCCCACGGGAGAGUACCAGCCCAACUCGGGUUCAGAUAGCUGCAUCCCCUGUCGACCUGGAUUCUACUGCGAGGAGGCCAUAGUGGGAGAACCACGGCCCUGCCCUCCAUACUCCUACUGCCCUGCAGGGACAAUGGUCCCUCAGCCUUGCCCAAAUGGAACGCACACUCGUUCCAAUCAGGGAGGACUCCAGGAAGAAAGAGAGUGGCUGGGAGAGUCCAGGGUGUUUGUGCUGCAGGUUAUCUUUGUGUUUCUGGGAGUGCAGAUUUCACCCCUCAGGGACCAGUGCCUGACCUGCUCCAUUGUCAGUGGGGCGUGCAGUGUGCCGGGCCAUGUCCCCCAGGUUUUUAUUGUCCUGAAGGAACAGAAAAGGCCCAAAUGUGCCCUGCAAACACUGUCAGAAGGUCCCCAGGAGGCGCCAGUCUGCAGGACUGCUCACCCUGCCCACCUCAGUACUGGUGUCACCCUGGGGACCCAGUCAUUCAUCUGUGCCCUGCUGGCCACUACUGUGAUGGUCUGCCGGGCAGCAACUUCAAUGGAGGGACGGGACCCAGACCGUGUCCUCUGUACACGUAUCGAGCUUCCCCUGGAGCACAAAGCAAGGGCGACUGCCUGCCCUGCCCCCCUGGUUCACACUGUGACAGCACAGGUCUGA